Caenorhabditis elegans is the source of this 1328-nucleotide messenger RNA. It is a transcript of the gene col-174, whose product is annotated as Nematode cuticle collagen N-terminal domain-containing protein. Gene Ontology annotation, molecular function: structural constituent of cuticle. NCBI's taxonomy places the organism in Eukaryota, Metazoa, Nematoda, Chromadorea, Rhabditida, Rhabditidae. The record is from RefSeq and is marked reviewed. The transcript is spliced from 5 exons. Bases 160 to 1104 code for a protein of 314 amino acids.
UAUAUAUUGUGGGUGGAGAUUGCGCCAAACUGCGCAAACACUUGUAUAUAAAAGCCACACCAAGUGUCGCAAUUCUUUAAUUAUUCGAACACUGCCUCUACAGACAGUUCGCAAGUUCUGGGCCUCUAUUGAAUAUUCGAAUUGUUUGCAAAUCAAAACAUGACUUCUUCGGGUUCAGAUGAUCUGAAAAGUCUUCAAGAGCAAGCAAAUUCUCUGAGGAAGUUUGCAUUCUAUGGAGUAGCCACCUCUACAAUUGCCACUUUGUUCUCUGUAAUUUCCGUGCCAAUUUUAUACAGUGUUAUGCAACAUAUGCAAUCCUCAAUGCAGUCUGAAGUUGAUUUUUGUCGUCUUAGAUCCGGUAACAUUUGGAGAGAGCUUUCCAAAACUCAGAUCUUGACCCAAGUAGCUGGUGGCGCAAUUGUCCGCUCUCGUCGUCAAGCUGGUUACAGUUCCGGUCCACUUGAAAGCGCUGUUGAAUCUGCUCCUGCAAAUGUAGGAGGUGGUGGAGGUGGUUGUUGUGGAUGUGGAGUCUCUCCACAAGGACCACCCGGAGUUCCCGGAAGAGAUGGAGAUAAUGGAGCUGACGGAGAAGCUGGUGCACCUGGAAAAGAUGGACCAGACGGACCAGCUGCGACUCCUGCUCCAAACUAUGACUGGUGCUUCGAUUGCCCACCAGGCCCACCAGGACCAGCCGGAAGCGCUGGGGUUAAGGGACCAUCUGGUAACCCUGGAGCCCCAGGAACUGAUGGUCCAGCUGGAAAUAAAGGAGGCCAAGGACCACCUGGAAACGCCGGAGCUCCAGGUGCAAACGGAAAUCCUGGAAAUGCAGGAACGCCCGGAAUUCCUGGUAAAACUAUUGAGGUUCCUGCACCAGCAGGGCCAGCUGGAGCUCCAGGACCAGCAGGACCACCUGGAACCGCAGGAACACCGGGUUCACAAGGUCAGCCAGGAAAGGAUGGAUCUCCAGGAGACGCUGGAGACAAUGGUACUGCUGGAUCUCCAGGUCACCCUGGAGGAGAAGGUCCAGUGGGACCAGACGGUGCCAGAGGACCAAGUGGAGGAUGUGAACAUUGUCCACCACCAAGAACAGCUCCGGGAUAUUAGAAAGAUUUUGAUUAGUUAUCACUCGUUUGUAAAGUCUUUCCUAACUGUCCUAUCACAGCUCGAGACUUUUUCGAUGUGCUUUAAUGUCUUUUCCGUCAGAACUUUCAGUGAUCUGCAAAAUUUUUUACAUUUCAAUUUUGUGGUUUUUCUUGUUUAUCAUAUAUUUUUUAUAUCUAAGUUAUAUCCGUCAGUGAAAAUGAAAAUAAAACGUUUCAAAAGCUUGA